Messenger RNA from Talaromyces amestolkiae, 1917 nucleotides. RefSeq lists its product as uncharacterized. The transcript is spliced from 2 exons. Gene Ontology annotation, cellular component: cytoplasm. Gene Ontology annotation, molecular function: iron ion binding; peptidyl-proline dioxygenase activity; L-ascorbic acid binding. The coding region runs from base 1 to 1917 and encodes 638 amino acids. Lineage: Eukaryota; Fungi; Ascomycota; Eurotiomycetes; Eurotiales; Trichocomaceae. Gene Ontology annotation, biological process: regulation of translational termination; peptidyl-proline hydroxylation. The record is from RefSeq and is a predicted model, not a curated record.
AUGAAGCGCAAAACAGAAGAGACGCAUCAAUCUAAUGGCCGCCAUGAGACCAAGAAACGAGUACUCUCCGAUGACGCUGUGAAAUCGCGCUUUCGCGAAGGUCUGUUUGAUACGGCAGAACUGGAGAGCUAUACCAAGAGCUAUGCUGUCUCAGGGCCUUACAAACAUGGCGUUAUCUCACCCCUCAUUGCUCCAGACCUCCUCCGCUCCGUGCGCAACGAAAUCGAACAGAACCUCUCCUUCACUGAGAAGGAAACAGACAUCUACAAGAUCUUCCAGUCGGGCGAUUUGGCAAAUCUAGAUGGCCUAGACGAUGCCUCGCUCAAACUUCUACCGUCUCUGCUGCAAUUGCGCGACGCUCUCUACUCUGCGAAAUUCCGCGCGUACCUAUCCUCGUUGACCGGCUCCGGCCCACUAAGCGGCAAGAAAACGGAUAUGGCUAUCAAUGUUUAUACAGAAGGCUGCCAUCUACUCUGCCAUGACGAUGUCAUCGGUAGUCGGCGUUUGAGUUAUAUCCUCUACCUGACGGAUCCCGACACGCCGUGGCAGGCUGAAUGGGGUGGUGCAUUGCGCUUGUACCCUACCACAACCGUGAAGGAUGAGAAUGGCGGAGAUAUCAAGAUCCCCAGUCCGGACUUCACACUAUCGAUUCCACCAGCUUUUAAUCAACUAAGCUUUUUCACUGUUCAGCCAGGCGAGAGUUUCCAUGAUGUCGAAGAAGUGUAUUACCCAUCGGAACAGGAUAAAGGGAAACAGAAACGGGUGCGGAUGGCGAUAAGCGGGUGGUUCCACAUUCCACAAGAAGGCGAGGAAGGAUAUGAGGCUGGAUUGGAAGAGAGGCUUGCGGAACGAAGUAGUCUGUCUCAAUUACAGGGUAGAAGUGGUGAUGCAUAUGAUCAACCACAGCCGCAACCCGUUAAUUGGGAUGCGGAACCUCUUGCGUCUGAUAAAGGCAAAGGAAAAGGCAAGGGCAAACAAGCCGUGCAAGCUGAAGAAGGAGAAGAGCUUACAGAGGCUGAUUUGGACUUUUUAUUAAAAUUCCUUGCGCCUUCGUAUUUGACUCCGGAUAUUGCCGAUGAACUUUCAGAGGCUUUUUUGAACGACUCUUCACUAAGUUUGGAGAAAGUUCUGUCUGAAAAGUUCGCAAAGAGGGUACGAGAAUAUAUCGAAAAGCAGGAGAAGAAGGAAUUACCAAGCUCUUCGGAUAAGAUUGAAUCGAGCACAAACUGGAAAGUGGCUCSUCCACCYCAUAAACACCGCUAUCUUUUCCAGCAACCACAGUCUGGUAGCGAUGCUGAGACCAAUCCGAUCGAGGAACUAUUGACGAAAUACUUGCCAUCACAACCUUUCCGGAAAUGGCUUACUUUGGUCACAGGUGCAGAGCGUCUCACGGAUUAUAACAUGUUAGUACGCAGGUUCCGGCGCGGUCAGGAUUAUACAUUAGCCAAUUCUUACGAAGGUGACGAGCCACGAUUGGAAUUUACACUCGGUCUUACUCCUUCCUCUGGCUGGGAGAAAGCUGAUGACAACGAUGAUGAGGACGACGAAGAAGAAGAAGAGAAAGAAAAUGGAAAGGAUAGUGAUACCAAGAUGAAAAAUACAAACGAAUCAGAUGGCAAGGAGAAGGAAGAACCAUCUGUAGGCGGCUACGAGAUUUACAUGGCUGGCGAUGACGAGGAGGCAGGCGAUGCAGCUAUUUAUAAGGCAGCCCAUGGCGAUGAUGAUGGGAUUUUGUUUAGCAUGGCCGCGGGCUGGAAUCGCAUGAGUAUUGUCUUGAGGGAUAGUAACACGCUCAAGUUUGUCAAAUAUGUCAGUGCCGCUGCAAAGGGAGAUCGAUGGGAUAUCACUGGUGAGGUUGGUGUUGUUUUCGGAGACGAUGACGAUGAGGAGGGUGAUGAAGAUGACGACGAAGAGUAG